Fundulus heteroclitus (mummichog) is the source of this 3296-nucleotide messenger RNA. RefSeq names its product LIM domain kinase 1. Lineage: Eukaryota; Metazoa; Chordata; Actinopteri; Cyprinodontiformes; Fundulidae. Gene Ontology annotation, biological process: positive regulation of stress fiber assembly; actin cytoskeleton organization; protein phosphorylation. The record is from RefSeq and is a predicted model, not a curated record. Bases 258 to 2552 code for a protein of 764 amino acids. Gene Ontology annotation, molecular function: ATP binding; protein binding; protein serine/threonine kinase activity. Gene Ontology annotation, cellular component: nucleus; neuron projection; cytoplasm. The transcript has 15 exons.
CAGCCAGCUGAUGUCAAAGGGUCAGACUGUUUUCUCACACUAACUACAAACCGCUCACAGAGAAGGGAACAUAUGCACAGGAAGCCUUCAAACACAUGGAGAAAGGCUGCCGAAAGUUACAGGGCAACGCCUGCUACUGUCACGGCAGAGUGAGUGCCUGAUUGGCUCUGAAACGCAUGCUGCUAACAACACUGUUACUCAACUGGGUGGGUUGAGUAGUUCUGACCGCUGCGUAUCAAGUCGUUUGGCAGGGCAGAAUGUCACGACGGGACCAGAGGUUUCGGAGAGGAAUCAAAGGACGGUGCUGUGAUUGUGAGUGCAUCCUGUCUCACUGGUACUAUGAAAAAGAAGGACAACUCUACUGUAAGAAGCACUACUGGUCCCGCUUCGGAGAGCACUGCCACGGCUGCAAGGAGCCCGUUUCAACAGGGCUUGUUAUGGUUGCAGGACAGCAAAAGUACCAUCCGGAGUGCUUUACAUGCAUGAGCUGUGAAAUGGUCAUUGGAGAUGGAGACACAUAUAUGCUAGUUGAACACUCCAGACUUUACUGCGGCCACUGCUUUUGUCAGGGUGUCGUGCCAGCUGUGAGGUCAACAUCUGUUACAAAGAGACCCCACAUGGUGGCGCUGGUGUUCCUUCCUCCCACUGCAGCUGGACAACGAGGCCUGACGGUUUCUGCUGAUUUCAGUCAAGACAAAAAGCUUCAGAUUACCGUUACAGAUUUAGACCCUGGUGUCCUCAGCCCGGAUCUGCUGUCUUCUGUCCAAGCUGGUGAUCAAGUCUUAGAGGUCAAUGGCACCCCGGUCCGCAACAUUUCCCCAGAUGAGAUCAACCGUAUAAUCCAGGACACAAGCAGACCUCUUCAGCUCAUCAUCGAACACAAUCCACCGUCUCCUCAUGAACCUCUUCCACCAGAUCGCCCCCCAAACACCGUCAGCUGUCCUGACUCCUGUGUCCACGACAAACUUACUUCUAUCCGUAAUCUCCCAAGUCUGGCAGAAGAGCCAAGUACACCAGAGGAACGACAAGGACAUCAGUCGAGCCUCUCGCCGCCUCAGCAUCAAGGAAGCGUAGGGUUGCGAACCAGGCAUAUUCUACGAAGUUACAGCAUAGACAAGGGCCCCCUGUCUUCUGGAGCGUUGUCUUUGCUUUCACAAAAGAGAGACAUGGUUCGCUCAGAGUCUCUUCGAGUCGACCCCGGAGACCGGACACACCGUAUCUUCAGACCGUCAGAUCUCAUCCACGGAGAGGUGCUCGGCAAGGGCUGCUUCGGUCAAGCUGUGAAGGUGACGCAUCAAGAAACCGGGGAGGUGAUGGUGAUGAAAGAGUUAAUACGUUUUGAUGAAGAAACCCAGAAGACAUUUUUGAAGGAAGUGAAGGUGAUGCGCUGCCUUGACCAUCCCAAUGUUCUCAAAUUUAUCGGACUGUUUUACAAAGACAAACGAAUACAUUUCGUCUCUGAAUAUAUCCAAGGAGGAACUCUUCGAGAAACUAUUGCAAAAAUGGACGAAGAUUUUCCCUGGAAUUUAAGAGUUGGAUAUGCAAAAGACAUAGCAGCUGGAAUGGCGUAUCUGCACUCCAUGAAUGUUAUCCACAGAGAUCUAAACUCAUACAACUGCCUGGUCAGAGAGAACCAGUCGGUAGUGGUGGCAGAUUUUGGACUUGCCAGGCUGGUGAUGCAUGAAAGGAAUCAGAGCAGAACAUCUUCUCUGGAGCGGAGCGUGAAGGGCCCACUGUCAGAGCUGCGUAAACCUGACCGGAGAAAACGCUAUACUGUGGUAGGGAACCCCUACUGGAUGGCCCCUGAGAUGAUCCACGGAAAAACCUACGAUGAACGGGUGGACAUAUUUUCCUUUGGGAUUAUGACUUGUGAGAUUAUUGGCAGAGUGAGUGCCGAUCCUGACUACCUUCCCCGAACAAACGACUUUGGACUAAACGUCGAGGGUUUCCUGCAGCAGUAUCACUCCGCCCAGUGCCCAUGUGCCUUCCUGCCUCUGGCCGUCCUCUGCUGCGACAUGGAUGCUGAUAAACGACCCUCUUUCUCAAAGCUGGAGGAGUGGCUGGACAACCUGCUAAUGAACCUGGACAUCAGCCUGCCUUUGCUCUCCGAGUUGGAGCAACUCUGUCGGGCCUUCUGGAGGAAUCGCACCGAUCAAGACGAGGCUGGAAGCCGGGACGGAGCUCCUGUUUCCUGUGAACAAAGUUUUUCAGAGACGCGUCGAGAAAAUCUGAGCCCUAAGCUUGGCCCGGACAAAGCAAACAGCCACACUGGGCCUAAUCAUUGUCCUCACUACCGAGGCCCAAAUGACCGCGGUGACAAAGAUGUGAAUGGGGAGCAGCACAAAGUAACGACCGAACCACAACUCACAGACCGGUCCUGCUGCGAGUCCAUACACUCAGGGAGGAGUGAGUCCGAGGCUCAUGAGGACGGCGACGUUAAAGGACAAGCAAAAUGCCAGCAGCAGUCCUCACCGUUAGGCCGCUCUAACAGGACUAGAAGAACUUGUAGAGUUCUGUGGGACAAAUCUACAGAGGACAGCUCGUUUCUCUGAACGUUUGCCGACAUGACUGAGCUCAGUUUGUGGAGUAAACACUUUUUUUUUUAUUGUUUUUUUUAGGACAUUGGUUCCUCAUCAAAAAGUAGAGAGAGAAACAUGUGUCUGAAACCUGACUGAUGACCAUGAAAACUGGCAGAGGCACAAAAUGUGCAGCUGCACAUUUAUGAAGAAUGUUUUUGAAAAGAUGCGUAGCUUGAUAUUAAUUAUUUUGCACAUUAGAUUUGCCUGAGAGUAGUCCAUAAACCAGUAUUUAAGUAGCUGUAGCUGAAGCCUUGCUCGAUAGGUAUUUAUUAAACGUUUAGACGGCUCCUCGUUUAUUAUAAUAUCCUGCACUGGCAGUGUUUUUCAAAACAAAAGACUUAUUGAGAAAAUUUGCACAAAUUCCUGAAAAUGCAUGGAUGCUCUGUAGUGGAUAGCCUAUGUACAGUGAUGGUGCCGCUGUUUAUAAAUUACCUCAAAGGCGUAAUUUGACGGUUGCCUAUUGCAACGCCUGUUUACUACUUGAUAGGCAAGAUCAUAACUUCAUGUCUGUCAUAAGCUGAAACUGCCUGUCGCGUGGCUCCAGUUUCAACUUUGUCCAAAAGCUGUGAACGUUGUUAUGUUGUUCUUUGAACUAUGUUGAAUUAUUUAUCAGAUUGCCUUGUGUCUUUUCUGUUUAGAAAUGUAAAACCAUGCCCCACAGACCGAGCUAUGAAAUUACCACUAAUGCUAUUAAACUGGAGAUAAUACAAACAAAAA